CUAUAAUUGGUUCGACUACAACGAUUCCACGCCACAGUCUCUCUCUUCUUUGUGUCCUAAAAAGGAUUAUCCACAGAACAGUAGGGACCACAGUCGUUCCUUUUGGGGUCAAGCACAAAGUGUGUCUGGACGAAUUAUCCGAACUCGCCAUUCAAUACAUAUAAAGCUACGGCUGUAAGUCCAUAUUCCACAUACUGCCCCACCCCCUACCUCACGAUGAGUUUAUCUGAGACUAACGGCGGCUCUGCUGUUCCCACAGACCCAGAGCUCCAACCCACUUCACCCACAGGGACAGAACGUCCGCUUACUCCCCAGCGAUCUCAUCUAGAAGUUCCAACCGAUCCUAAACUCCAGGCUACACCCUCUAAGGUUACCAACACGACACUCCGCAACUUCAAAGACAACGCUCAAUAUCGUAUCGUUGGCCAAGAAGAGAUGGUCUCGUCUACUUAUCAAGAAGACCUUGAGAAAUGGUUCUCCAAGUGGUUGCCGGGCAAUGGUGGCGAAGAGCUUGGAUUCGACCCGAAGGAUCUCCCUGAAGAAUUUCAGAACAAGCCAUUCAACUUUAAUACCAUUCAAUUCAACCCGAGCGAUAAAUCGAACUAUACCGAAAAGGAACUUUAUAGUCUUUUGUGUCCUGUAAUACAGAAUGUCUUCGACCUUGUUGCCUACAGGUCGGCUGCAGAUCCUAGCUACGACGCGCUACAGAUCAAGGACACUAGUGCCUGGUCAGAAGCAAGCGAUUGCGCCCAAUGCCCUGACUUGUCUGUCCAUAAGGCCUCUGCUGCUCAGGCCUUCCAUCUCGAUGACGAUAGCAAGGCCAACGUCGCUGCCGCUCGCAAGCCUUUUGUUGGACGUACUGCUUACUCGUGGACUCUGCUUCCUGGGGAAGUGAAGGUUGACAAAUCCCAAGAAGGCUUUGGACUGAAUGAAGACGAAUUGGACCUUCCGGAUACCAAGAAUGCUUGCGGAACACGCGGACAAGUCGCCGAAUACAUUAUUGAGGUUCUUUCGAGGCAGCAUCGCCGAUUUACCUUUGCGUUCUAUAUCUAUAGGAACUUCGCUCGUUUUUUGGUGGUCGACAGAGUUGCCGCCGUCAUGACCCCUCCAUUUGACUACGUCAAAGAUCCCAAGACCUUCUUAAAAUUCUUCUAUCGUCUCGCCCGAGCAGACGCCCCGGCCCAAGGAUACGACCCCACCGUUGCUCUCGCAUCGCCUGCUUCCAUAACAAUGCUCAAGGAACAUAUGGCCAGGGACCACGGAUCCAUCGAAACUCUCAUUCACGAUGCUAUGAACGACGCGAUACUAUAUGGUACAUCUUCCAUAUGGCCCUUCUACACAGUAGAAGUACACGAUAACGAAUCUGACGAAAAGUCGUAUUUCCUUAUUGGAAAACCUCAAACUCCUUGUCCUUCCAUGUUUGGCCGCGCGACGAAGGGCUUCAUCGCUUUCGAUUUGGCUCAACACAAUUUUGUCUGGCUGAAGGAUAGUUGGCGUCUGGCGUCGGAGCACUAUCACCCCGAAUGGGAGGUUUACAGAAAACUCCAUGAGAAGAAUGUCGAAAACAUCGCUACCAUGCGGUGCGGUGGUGACGUGCAUGGCCCAAAGUUACAAUGCACCCUUACACAAGAAAGUAUUACUGACUGUCGCUUGAAGAGUAGGAUCCAUUGUCGUCUCGUUCUCAACGAGGUCGGAAGGCCUCUGAAGACACAUCAGACGAGCUGCGAUCUUAUAUUCAUUGUAGCCUGUGCAUUCAAAGCACACUCACAGGCCUGGCGGAAGGCCAAAGUACUUCACCGUGAUGUUAGCGAUAAUAAUAUCAUGAUCACUGAGACGAUUGUCGACGGAGAAGUCACACUUACUGGCAUACUCAUAGACUGGGAUUUAUGCAAGUACAGGGAGCAAUUAAAGGUCCGCGUCGCCACAAACGAGAACAGAUCUGGCACUUGGCAAUUUAUCUCCGCAUUGCGAUUGCAGUAUCCUAUGAAGUUUUACGAACUGGCGGACGACGUAGAAUCUUUCGUACACGUCAUCAACUGGUGCGCUCUCCGCUACCAUCAACACAGCCUUCUGGGCAUGCCAAAAUCUCUCUCGGCGUACGUCAAUGAUAUGUUUUUCGAUUGCACGGCUUCACCCGAAGGCUUGCUAUAUGGAUGCCUGACGAAAUGGAGGGCCAUGGCAGGAGACGGGAUUGGUUUCAAGAUACGUCACGAUAAGGCGUUGAAGAAGGUCAUAAACAAACUUGUGCGCGUCUGCCACAGUCACUACCGAAGUCUCAAUUUGGAUGAACUGCAGAAGUUCCAACCAGCCAGCGUUAGGGAGGCGCAGGAACAGAAGAAGGCUCAAGCGCAGACUGUCUCCGACUCGUCGUUCCCACCGCGGCUCAAUUUCAGGGCAGCUCUUCCAGACAGUGCUUUAGAUGAAGAGUCUGACGACGACGAUGCUGACGAUGACGACGAAGGGGAAUCUGAUGACGACAAUGAAUCUGAUAGCUCAGAUUCACAGCCUGACAGCAGACGACGCGGCCGACCCAAAUUGGCUAAACACAAGUACGUUCACGAAAUCCUAGCCGACGCACUCCAACGGGACGACUGGAACCCCGAACCUAAACCGCUCGAUCGCGACCAUUUCGCCAAACUUCUCGACUUGAACUUCACUGUUGGACGGCGCACAGUCACCGGCACCAAAGAUAUGACUUCUUCGCAGAGAAAACGUCCUGGCCCGACCCAUAGUUCCAGAAAGAAGAGGAAGACUGGCGCAUCACAAAAGACUGCUCACGCAGUCAGCGGAGAACAUACGUCCUCUGCCCAGCUUGAUGCUUUACCGGAAGAGGACGAUGCGGUCGCAAGUCUGGAAGAACUUGCGCAAGUGGGCACUGAUCUUGCUGCUCAUUCAGAGGAAGACGCGGACUAAUGUCAUGAGCGAGCGUAAUGCUAUCUCACAUAUAAUUCUCCCUGAUUGUAUUCGAUACGUAACCUACAAAUACUUCGUAUACAUUUCCUUUUUUCAACGGCAAUGAUCAUGGAAGUAACUCCCAAGGCUUUUGGUCGCUGAUACCAUGGUGAGUUAACGAGUCACCCUACUCCUGGCGGCAGGAUUAUGUGGCGGAUAUACAUUGUAGCGCAAAGAGAUCCUGACACUGAGAAACUCUUAGACGUAGAAUA
Molecule: messenger RNA, 3164 nt
Organism: Somion occarium
Lineage: Eukaryota; Fungi; Basidiomycota; Agaricomycetes; Polyporales; Cerrenaceae
Source: the annotation of a GenBank genome assembly